AUGUGGGGAUCUUUUCUGGGGCUACGGGGCCUUUGCCGACAUUAUCUUUUUUUUGUUUUUGUUUCUUCAUCUUUUAUUUGGUUGUAUUCUCGUGUUUCGCACAUCGGCCCGGAAGCGUCUCCUUCUGCGUGUUUGGAUCUGGGGGGGGGGGGGGGGGGGAGCCGACAAGCCCUCACUAUGCCGUCACGAAGGUUCAAUGCACGCCGUGGGAUGAUUGCAGCGCGUCGUGGAUUUUUCACGGCCACGUCGCCGUGCCGUCAAUCUCGAUUGGUUCCUUUUCACGAACUUUUCGCGCCGCUGUCGUCGUCGUCGUCUUCGCCGAGCUUGCCAAGGCGCUUCCCGGUUCACAGCGUUUGCGUGGAUCCUCCAUUGGGCACAUUGGGGGAGCUUUCACGGAGUCAAGGAGCGGGGGCGGAGGACGGCAGUCCGCUCAGUUGGCUCCGUCAAAAUCUUCAGCUUUUGGAAGAUGGGAGGAAAUCCAUUAAUGAGCGUAGGGUGAGCAUGCCAGAGGGAAGCCCACAGUGGCCGCGCUACAUGUUUCCCUCUCACUGCUGUGACUAUAUCUACGAUCCUUCAAACGAUUCAAAGCUUGCAUUUGUGACAUCAGACAAUUACUGCCACUUAUGCCACGAACCGGUGGAGGUGGCGAUUCAACAUUGUGCCUGGUGGGACCACGUGACACGGCUGGCAGCCAUUCGUCUUAUCGCAAUUUACCCCCGCCGUUGGAGUCCCGUUGCCGUCCUACGGGAGGCGAACGAAGUACUCCCCACUGCCGUCAUGGUGUCACCCCGGCCGCAUCCAUUUUUGUCCUUUUCGGAAGCGGUGGAUGCCGAUGAUGUCUCUUUGAUGGACAUGAGCUCUUGUUAUGUUUUUGAAAGGGAGGCGGUUGUGCGGCGAGCCGAGUUGGCGGCAAUCCUGCGUGUCUUGUGUACCGCAAAGGACGCCGACAGCUGUGAUGAUGCGGAGCAGCGUAUCUCCUCGAUCAUUCCUGUGCUUCGAGAGUCGCUGUUUCUUUCACCAAACGGUACUCCUGCGGCAAGCUCGGGGGAGCGGACCUUUCGUGCCUACAUUAGCCGGCAAAUCAGUGUGUUUCUACCGCCCAUGGCACCGGAGCCCACGACGCGGAUACAGCAACGUUGUUGGGGGCGGAAAAACUUGGAGAUCAUGUUUGACCUGCUCGGUGUGGCGUCACUGCAGAGAAUUGCCGGAGCGCCUGUUGAGGCAGUGACAAAGAAUGAGAAGGCGGCAGUCCUUCGGCAAAUCAUUUACGAACUAGCGACGGUCCUUUCGGAGGGUGACGCGGAAUUCGCAGAAACUUCUUGCGCCAAAACAAACGGCACGUCCUCAGUCGAUGCGAAGGUGCAAACCCGUUUGCUUGCGGAGAUGGCGCUGCAGCGCCUCGCACAUGAGUUGAUUCAUCUUCACACGAUGUUGCUGAUGGAUCAGGCGUAUGAGACCUAUGUGAAGCUGGGAUACCCGAGCGAGGGGAUGCUGGAGAAGAGUGGCUUCUGCUGA
Molecule: messenger RNA, 1515 nt
Organism: Trypanosoma cruzi
Lineage: Eukaryota; Euglenozoa; Kinetoplastea; Trypanosomatida; Trypanosomatidae
Exons: 1
Coding region: 1-1515 (504 amino acids)
Source: RefSeq, a predicted model, not a curated record